Messenger RNA from Spirodela intermedia, 3073 nucleotides. Lineage: Eukaryota; Viridiplantae; Streptophyta; Magnoliopsida; Alismatales; Araceae. The record is from the annotation of a GenBank genome assembly.
AUGUCGUUAUCUCUCUCCUUGCUCCGCGCCAACCUGGGGGCGUGGGUUGUGUCUCUGCUGAUUCUCGCCUCCUGGUUCGGCGUCUCGGGGUCGACCCAGAAGAUUGGCCGGGGCUAUCGCCUCGUCGCCAUCGGGAGGAGCCCCGGCGGCGAGGGCCUUGCCGGGGUUCUGCAGGUGAAGCAGAGCACCGGGAAGUACGGCCCCGACAUCCGCCAGUUGAAGUUCUUCGUCAGGUUUUCACCGUCCCUGAAAACCUCUCCACAGCGUCUGUAUCCUUCGUUUGAUACUCCAUUCACGACCAUUCUUCCUACCUGCGCGGGAUUCCUCUGUUAAUGGCUUCUCUAUGGGUCUCACCGGGGGGUUACAUUUCCUUCUGUGUUCAUCCUCCCUUCUUCCUGCUUCACAGAUUCUGUUCUUCUGAUUUCUUGUUCGACUGAUCCUCAAAUCUCAGGCAUGAGACUGAAGACCGGCUGAGAGUCUAUAUAACAGAUGAUGACCAGGAGAGGUGGGAGGUCCCCUACGAUCUUCUUCCCCGAGAGCGAGUCCCGCAGACGAAGCCCGCAUCCUCCUCUGGCUCCCUCAACCUGCCCGCCGGCGAGUUCUCCGGAGAGAAGCUGGUCUUCACCUAUAAGGCCGACCCCUUUGGCUUCACGGUGAAGAGGAAGUCCGAUGGGCAAAUCCUCUUCGACACCAAUGCCGGCGCCGGCGACCCGUACAACAGCCUGGUCUUCAAGGACCAGUACCUGGAGAUAUCCACCCGGCUGCCUGGCGGCGCCGCCAUCUACGGCCUCGGCGAGAACACGCAACCUGGAGGGAUCCGGCUGCGCCCCAACGACCCAUACACCCUGUACACCACAGACAUCUCCGCCAUUAACCUCAACAUGGACCUCUACGGGUCGCACCCCUUCUACAUGGACCUCAGGAACGUGAACGGCGAGCCCUCCGCCCAUGGCGUCCUGCUGCUCAACAGCAAUGGCAUGGACGUUGUCUACAGAGGCACCUCCCUCACCUACAAGGCCAUCGGCGGCGUGCUGGACUUCUACUUCUUCUCCGGGCCGACUCCCCUCGGAGUGGUGGACCAAUACACCUCUCUCAUCGGCCGCCCCGCUCCCAUGCCCUACUGGGCCUUCGGUCUGACUCUCUCCCCCUCAUGGAUGGAUCUUCUUCUUUCCGGCAACGGGUUUGAAAACAUCUCUGGUUCUUCUGGUUGGUCUUGGGUUUCACAGGAUUCCACCAAUGCCGGUGGGGCUAUCAGAACAUCUCGGUGGUGGAGAGCGUCGUCGAAGCGUACCAGAAGGCCAGGAUCCCCCUGGACGUCAUCUGGAACGACGACGACCACAUGGACGCCGCCAAGGACUUCACACUCGACCCCGUGAACUACCCGCGGGCGAAGCUGCUGGCCUUCCUCGAGAAGAUCCACGCUCAGGGGAUGAAGUACAUCGUCCUCAUCGACCCGGGGAUCGCCGUGAACGAGAGCUACGGGGUCUUUGUCCGGGGAAUGGCGGCGGACGUCUUCAUCAAGUACGGCGGCAAGCCAUACCUCGCCCAGGUGUGGCCAGGGCCGGUGUACUUCCCCGACUUCCUCAGCCCCAGUGGGGUCUCAUGGUGGGUCGACGAGAUCGACCGUUUCCACGAGCUCGUCCCCGUUGACGGCCUCUGGAUCGACAUGAACGAGGUCUCCAACUUCUGCACCGGCCAAUGCGAGAUGCCGACGGCGGCGCACCCCUGCCCGGUGCCCAACUCCGAUACCCCCUGGAUCUGCUGCCUGGUCUGCAAGAACAUCACCGAGACCAGAUGGGACGAGCCCCCGUACAAGAUCAACGCGUCGGGGAGCCAGGUCCCGCUGGGGUUCAAGACGAUCGCCACCAGUGCCACCCACUACGGCGGCGUCCUCGAAUACAACGCCCACAGCCUCUACGGUUUCUCCCAGGCGGUGGCCACCCGCAGGGCCCUCCAAGGCCUCCAGGGGAAGCGGCCAUUCAUCCUCACGAGGUCUACAUUCGUGGGUUCCGGCGCGCUCGCCGCCCACUGGACCGGCGACAACAAGGGCACCUGGGAGGACCUCCGGUAUUCCAUCUCCACCAUGCUCAACUUCGGCAUCUUCGGCAUGCCGAUGGUCGGCUCCGACAUCUGCGGGUUCUACCCGGCGCCGACGGAGGAGCUCUGCAACCGGUGGAUCGAGCUCGGUGCCUUCUAUCCCUUCUCGCGCGACCACUCCAACCUCCACUCGCCGCGGCAGGAGCUCUACCUGUGGGACUCGGUGGCGGCCUCUGCACGGAACGCCCUCGGCCUCCGCUACCGCCUGCUUCCGUACCUCUACACCUUGAGCUACGAGGCGCACACCACCGGAGCGCCGAUCGCCCGCCCGCUGUUCUUCUCCUUCCCCAACUUCACGGAGGCAUACGGGCUGAGCACGCAGUUCCUGCUGGGCCGCGGCGUGAUGGUGUCGCCGGUGCUGGAGCAGGGGGCGACGGCCGUCAAGGCGCUGUUCCCCCCGGGGACCUGGUACAACCUAUUCGACCUGAGGAAGACCGUCUCGGCGGAGGACGGCCAGUACGUCACGCUGGAUGCUCCUCUGAACGAGAUCAAUGUCCAUGUCCACCAGAACACCAUUCUCCCCAUGCAGCAGGGGGGGAUGAGGUCCAAGGAGGCGAGGGCCACGCCCUUCACCCUGGUGGUCGCCUUCCCGCUGGGAGCCGCGGUCGGCGAGGCGAGCGGCGGCGUGUUCGUGGACGACGACGAGCGACCGGAGAUGAAGCUCGAGGACGGGCAGUCGACGUACGCCACCUUCUACGCCACCCUUCAAAACGGCACCGUGAGAGUCUGGUCCGAUGUGGCCCAUGGGAGCUUCGCCCUGCAGCAGGAGCUGAUCAUCGAGAAGGUGACCCUGGUCGGAGUGUCGGGAGCCGGACGGGGCCUCUCCAUUGAGGUCGACGGGGAGGCUCUCUCUGACCUCGCCGGCGCUCGCUUCCUGGAGUUGAACCCCAGAUCCUUGAUGGUGGAGAUCGGAGGCCUCGCGUUGCCUCUCGGGAAGAACUUCUCCCUGACCUGGCGGAUGGAGAUAGGGAGCUGA